Molecule: messenger RNA, 6326 nt
Organism: Daphnia pulex (common water flea)
Lineage: Eukaryota; Metazoa; Arthropoda; Branchiopoda; Diplostraca; Daphniidae
Product: phospholipid-transporting ATPase VD-like
Exons: 18
Coding region: 510-5111 (1533 amino acids)
Biological process (GO): phospholipid translocation
Cellular component (GO): plasma membrane
Molecular function (GO): magnesium ion binding; ATPase-coupled intramembrane lipid carrier activity; ATP binding
Source: RefSeq, a predicted model, not a curated record
AAUUAAAAAGAUAGGAAUUUAUCACAGUUUGUCUUGAUACAGAAAGACUUUUUAGGUUCAAUUUUACAUUUUGGAAGCUUUUAAACGGUCAACAAACCGGUUUCUUAUUUCACUCCGGUGUCCAUUCCGCGCAAUUUCCUUUAUUAUCGGUUACCGAGUGUAAAAUCUGGCAGUAAAGCUUGUACGGUGUAUGCAGCAGAGGCUGAAAGCAGUGCACAGCUGGAAUUUGCCGUUAUAUACGUGGACACACAACAAGUUGCUCAGUUGCUGACACUAAACUCUAUCUUACCAUUCUUUCAUCUUUUUGCACUUUUUUUAAAGUUGACGUCACUUUCCAACCGAUUGUUUUUCUUCCAUUUCCUCACUGGGUUCCAUCAUUGGACCAAAUAAACGAACAAUCGUUCCACUGUUAAGACGAUUUGUUGAUUUUAGUCUGCCAUGGACAUUUUUUGAAAACAAAAGCUGACUUGUCUUUUUCAGCAAUAUUGAAAUAAGAUGUUUGGGACGGUAUGGAUUUUGAUUCACCGGGUACCACCUACAUUUUUCCUGAUGUGAUGCAACCCCCAAUAGAGCUUGAAACUGUCAACCCCCUGCCAAGCAGGGGUUGGCCGGGUGGAGUUAAGGGACAUGUUCGCUCUGCAAGUCAUGGUGUCAUCGGAGUUUCCUUAUUGAAUCCAACAUUACAUCCACAGCCCUCUUCGCCAUCCCCUGCAAUUGGAUUAUUGGAGGCAGCUUCAGGAUUGAAUAAAGGGGAAAGAUCUUCACAAGAUGCUUCUUCUGCCAAUCCAACAGUUUUAAAACUUCCUUAUACAGGAAUUCUACGCCAGGGCCAUACUAGAGCAUUAUCUCAAGGUCAGAUUCCUAAUCAGCAAGUCCAACCUACUAAAGGACACAGUCGGACUGGUUCUCGGACGGAUUUCCUCCUGCCCCCUGGCCACCAGGAUCGAACAACCAGUGGUGCAGUCCAUGGUACUAGACACAAAAGACAGGUUUCCCGAACCCUGUCAAACGAUGUCUUCACUAAGGGCCAUUCACGGCAAGCUUCUAGGACGGAAUCAAUUUACACGAUUCGACAGACCCGAAUCCCAUGGGUUAACCGAUUUCUUUUCUGGAGGCAAGCAAAAACUCCUGAGCCUCCCAGAAUGCGUACUGUCGUACCAAAUCAUGCUGUACCACCCAGUGUUAAAGCCAAGCACCAUCCAAAUAAAGCCUACAGCGAUAACGCCAUCCGCACAUCCAAAUAUACCCCACUUUCUUUCAUUCCAAAGAAUUUACUGGAACAGUUUCACCGCUUUGCCAAUCUCUACUUUCUCUUCAUCGUGCUUUUAAAUUGGAUACCAGCUAUCAGCGCUUUUGGCAAGGAAGUGGCUAUGAUUCCGGUCAUUUUCGUAUUGGGAGUGACUGCCAUCAAAGAUGCAUUCGAAGAUUAUCGCCGUCGGCAAUCUGACUUACGCAUCAACAACUCUACGUGCCGCGUGUAUCGGGUGGAAGAAGAUCGAUACGUUCGCGUCCUUUUCUCUGAGGUGAAGGUUGGCGACAUUAUUCAUCUUUCCUGCGAUGAAAUCAUUCCUGCAGACCUUCUCCUAUUACGAUCUUCAGAAAAGCAAGGACUCUGUUUCAUAGAAACUUCCAAUCUGGAUGGAGAAAACAAUUUGAAGCAGAGAAGCGCACCUCAAAUGAUGCUGUCCAAACAACAGAAUUUCCAACCCAAGGCGUUUGUCAGCCAUGUCGAGUGCGAGGCACCUACCACAAAGAUUUACCAAUUCCACGGCGCUAUUGUCAAUCCGGAUGGCUCACGAGUUCCGGUUGGCCGAGAAAAUCUUUUACUUCGGGAUUGUGCAUUGAAAAACACCGACUUUGUUGAGGGUAUCGUCGUGUAUGCCGGCCACGAAUCCAAGGCCAUGCUUAACCACGGUGGCCCACGUUACAAGCGAACCCAGCUGGAACAAGCCAUGAACAUGGACGUAGUGUGGUGUGUGGUGAUUCUGGUUUUGCUGUGCCUAGCUGGUGCUUGCGGCUGUGGACUGUGGUUAAAAUCGUACGUACCACAUCUUCCGGUUCCAUUUCUUCCAUUGGUCGAGUUUCACGCUGGCGAUAAUGUCACGGCUGGCAGUGAGCCCGACCCCUUUUAUCAGGCUUUUCUCGCCUUUUGGACCUACGUUAUUAUUUUACAAGUGAUGAUACCCCUGUCACUCUAUGUGACUAUCGAGCUAGCCAAGCUCAUCCAGAUCUUUCAUAUCCAUAACGACCCUCAUCUAAGGGAUCCCAUUACCAACCAGGCGAUCGAGUGUCGAGCGCUCAAUAUCACUGAAGAACUGGGUCAAAUUCAGUACAUCUUUUCUGAUAAAACGGGAACGCUAACUGAAAACAAUAUGAUUUUCCGACGAUGCUCGGUCGGUGGAAUCGAUUACAAUCAUCCGCAUAUAAAUAAAGAUGCUCCACCUCUCAAACCCGGUGAACGUCAAAAAAUUUAUCCCAAUCCAAGGUUGCAAGAAGAGUUGAAACAAUUUGAACUUCAGCGUCGUGCCGUCUUCGAAACAUCGGAUUCAGACGUCGAGAGCAGGCCGCACAUAAACGUGCAAGCAAGAAGAUUGGAAGAAUUCUUUGUUUUAAUGGCCGUCUGCAACACAGUGGUAGUGGCGAAGAAACCCCAUCGUGAUCGCAUGAACGACGUUGGCCAAAUUGAACUCUCUGGGGUCGAUUGUUCUGUCCACAUUAGUCACGCUGUCGAUGAUUGUGAAGGCGAAAGCAUUAUCUCAGAUCGUGGGCCGUCACCCUCCAUCGAGUCAGGUUCUGUCAGUAUGUCUUCCACAACCCUUAUCGUUCCUCCUGACUCGACUAGCACCCCAUCGCAUUCCACCAACAUCCUCGAUCAGAGCACCAACGCAACGCCUAAACGACCAGGCAAUUUGUCUUUCUUUUCUGCAGGGAGACAUUCAGCGCGGUACAGACCGUCGAAUCAGCAUAACAUUCAACGACCUCUUUCGCCAAUUGAUUCUUCGGCCGAGACUACGCCUUCUGAAUCGCCAGCUCCACCUUUGAGACCGCGAUUUCUCCAGUUGCCCAGUUUGGCGUCUGCCCAAUCUUUUUUCAGCUUAAGACGAUCAUCGACCCCGACGUCCGACAUAUCUACCUCACAGCCGGCCACACCGUCUAGUGACAGGAAAAAUUUUUACGAGGCCGAAAGCCCUGACGAACUGGCCUUGAUUGACGCGUCCUGCUGUUACAAUAUCCGCUUGUUUCAGAGGUCCGUCCAUCACGUCGUCGUCUCCCUUCCCGGCGAAGGUACUACUGAGUAUGAAGUCCUUGAGGUCCUGCCCUUCGAUUCUACGCGUAAACGAAUGUCAAUCGUGUUACGUCGGCCAGAAACCCGACAGAUUGUCGUCUAUUGCAAAGGGGCGGACUCUGCUAUCCUUCCUCGCUUGGCCUAUACCCAGAGUUUCGCCGAAAAUCAAAUUAUUCAACGAACGGAGCACCACGUAAAUCAAUAUUCGAAGCAGGGCCUUCGAACUCUUGUCAUGGCCAAACGAGUACUUAGUGAAGAGGACUUUGCCGUCUGGUUAGUUGCACAUAACGAAGCAAAGGCGGCACUUGAAGGUCGAGAACGUCUCCUCUACGAGUCAUAUUGCAGGUUAGAAAGGGAUUUAAGCCUUCUCGGAGCCACUGGUAUCGAAGAUAAGUUACAAGACCAAGUGCCGGAAACCAUUAGCUGCUUGCGCAAGGCUGGCAUUGUUGUCUGGGUACUAACUGGUGAUAAACAGGAAACAGCUGUCAAUAUCGCCUACGCUUGCAGCCUUUUUUCGCCGGAUAUGGAGGUUAUCAAGUUAAAUGCCAGGAGCAAAAAUGCCGCAGAAGCCGCUAUUCACUGUCAUCUUGAUGCUAUCCAAAGAGAAUUGGUUACUGUUGCGAGUGCCAAUGAAACCGGAAAUAGGCUCCGUUCCUUUUUCCCCUUAGCCUCCGACAAUUCCAGCAUGGUGGUCAAGCGAAAGGCUUUGGUUGUUGAUGGAAAAACGUUGUUGUAUAUACUGGACAAACGUUCGAAUCUGCAGAAACCAUUUCUCCACUUGACGCGUCAUUGCGCCGCAGUUUUGUGCUGCAGGGCAACGCCACUCCAGAAGGCAUUUAUUGUAAAGAUUGUCAAACAGCAGCUGCACAUCCGCACCCUUGGCAUAGGAGACGGAGCCAAUGACGUUUCUAUGAUUCAAACAGCAGAUGUGGGAAUAGGAAUUUCAGGCGUUGAGGGAAGACAGGCUGUAAUGGCCUCCGAUUUCGCCAUUCCGCGCUUCAGUUUUCUUUUGCGGCUACUUUUGGUGCAUGGCCACUGGUGUUACGACCGGUUGGCACGCAUGGUUUUGUACUUCUUUUACAAGAACGCCAACUUUGUCUUUGUGAUAUUCUGGUAUCAAUUGUACUGUGGCUUCUCAGGAACAGUGAUGGUUGACCAAAUUUAUUUAAUGUUUUUCAACCUCUUUUUCACGUCGCUCCCUCCUCUCGCAAUGGGGAUCUACGACCAGAGUGCUUCAGCGGAAUUGCUCCUCUCUCAACCUCUUUUGUACGCUGUCGGGCGUGAAGCACAGCUCUACCGCUCACACUCGUUUUGGGUGAACAUUAUCGACGCUCUCUAUCAAAGCACAGUGAUAUUCUUCAUAGCUUACUGCGCUUAUGGUGACACGGCGGUGGAUUUGUGGGAAUUUGGCACACUGGUGACGUCAUCCUGUAUUUUUGUCAUGUUGAUUCACAUUGCAUCCGAAUUCAGAUCCUGGACUGGACUUCAUUUCCUGUCACUGCUUGCGUCCAUCUCCUUGUACAUGGGCUUCGCCCUGACUUAUAACGCCGUUUGCGUCGAUUGUCCUGGUCUUCCGAAUCCUUAUUGGGUCAUGCAGCACUGUCUUACCACAUUACUUUUUUGGGCGACGCUUAUCCUCACCUGUGUCUUGGCGUUCAUCCCCAGGUUCACGAUUAAGGCACUGUUCUGCCUGAUCCAACCUUCUGUCGUACAUCAAGCUUUGCUGGAUCAAAAGAUUUCUGAACGUAGUAAAAAACAAGACCUCAGAGUCUCUUGGUCGAGAACUUCCACUCGCUUGACUGUCGUUCGAACCAACGACAACUAGAAUCAUUGCUCGUAACCAAAGCUUUUUUUUUUUCAAUUUUUAUUAUUUCUCUCUCGACCUGAUGUAAGUUUUGUUAGCCAAAAUCUGUUGUGCCGUCUGACGGCAUUUUAUUUUUGCGAUCAACCGCGAUUGGUUUCAAAGCGCACUAGCGAGAAUCUCUUUAUCGAUUUUUUUUUCUUUAGAAAAAAAUUCCCUUUACAGCUAAAUAUUGCACAUAGUUUCAACGAUUCCCAUUGAGUUGGUGGGAUGAUACGCUUGACCAUGUUCAGCGUGUACACACUUAUCGACAUGCGAUGAAAAGUGCCUUUUUUCUCUCUCUUUGACUUUUUAAUGUCCUCUAGAUUCGGUGCUCCUCGUUUCCCCCCUUUUUUUUCUUGGUUGAAAAAUCCUUUUCGUCGGCAAUGGAGUUCUUUUCUCAUCAUUUCCGGCCCCACAGUUCCUCAACUCAAUGACCAUCUGCGAUUUGCCAACUCACAUUCCUUUUAGGCUCCCUUAUCUCACUGUUCCAUCUCUUCCAAAGUAUCAAAAUGUGGGUCGCCGUUUCUCUUUCUUCCUUGUCACUUUGACAACAAGUUCAAUGGCCGGUGAACUACGUAGAACUUUUUUUCGCAGUUGUUUGUCCUUGGGUCUUGUAUGGAAUUCCCAGUCGUGCCAUAUUAUACAAUCAUUUACAAGAAGAAGAAGAAGAAAAAAGAGGACGACGGAGAAAGGAAAUCCAACUGUGCGUGGUACGAAUGUGAAAUGAUGCAGAGAGUAUCUCUCUUUACUUACACGUUUUUCUCUUUCCCUCCGCAAUCAAGGAAAUGACAAAACAAAAUGUCAACGGUUGUUUAGCCUUUUUUGAAAAUCUAGUUGACUUUGGCGUAUUUAUUAUACAAUACCUGAGCGAUAAUGGUCAACCUAUAAUAAGUACCCGUAAUAUUUCCCUUUUUUUUAUUUUUGGGUUCUCUUUUUAGACAAUGUGUAAAGAUUGCGUUUCCAAUUGUCAUUAAUGUACCUUGGCGAAAGUUAAUUAAUAUUUGAAGGAUAAUCUAAGUUUUUUUUUAAUGAAAUAAUCUUUCUCGUUUUGUGGAAGGCAACCAACGACUCUCUAAAAUUUUUGUUCUAUCAUCCCUAGCCGCAGCGACGAUUCAAUUUCAGCCCUCUAGCGCGUUAUGUGGGUCCCACAAUGUGAUGUGCAUGUGUGUUUGAAAUAUAUAUAUUGUUUUAAAAUGA